Molecule: messenger RNA, 1521 nt
Organism: Ostreococcus lucimarinus CCE9901
Lineage: Eukaryota; Viridiplantae; Chlorophyta; Mamiellophyceae; Mamiellales; Bathycoccaceae
Product: MFS family transporter: multidrug efflux
Exons: 1
Coding region: 1-1521 (506 amino acids)
Biological process (GO): transmembrane transport
Molecular function (GO): transmembrane transporter activity
Source: RefSeq, a predicted model, not a curated record
AUGACGCGUCGUCGCGCGUUCGAAUUCGCGCGCGCGCCCGCGGACGAGACGCCGCUGGACUGGCGCACGAUCGCCGUCGUGCAGAUGUUCUCGAUGCUCUCCAUCGCCGGGACGACGGCGCUGUUCAGCACGGCGUACUUCGCGGCGCGCGCGCUGCGGCCCGAGGCGAGCGAGGCUUCGCGCGCGCUCGUCGCCGGCGCGCUCACGGCGACGAAACCGCUCGCGAGCGGGGCGUCGUCGCUGGCGUGGGGACGGCUGGGCGACGCGCGAGGGUUCGAACGCGCGAUAUGCGCGAGCGGCGUGGCGCACGCGAUCGCGACGGCGGCGUUCGCGAUGGCGAGGACGACGAGCGGCGCGUUCGCGGCGCGCGCGUGCCAGGGGCUGGCGGACGGGAUGGUGGUGAUGCAGAAACCGGCGUUGGCGCUGGUGAGCGACGAGACGAACGUGGCGAGGGCGUUCGCGACGACGGGGGUGGCGUACGGGGUGGCGAGCGCGCUGGCGCCGGCGUUGGCGGCGGCGUUGAGCGAGCCGUGCGAAAAUUGGAAGGCGUUCGAGGGCGAGCGAGGCGCGCGGUGCCCGACGUUUUUGAGGCGACGUCCGUUCUUUUUGAGCAACAUAUGGAUCGCGGCGCUCGCGGCGCCGACGUUGAUGGCGUACGCGAGGGGGUGGAUGCAGAUCGAUAAGCAUCGAAACAGAGACGACGUCGAGGUCGUCGUGGAAUUGGAGCUGCUUCCGGAUGCGAGCGAAGACGACGCCGCGGCGGAGACGACGGCGGUGGACGCGGACGCGGCGGCGGCGACGAAGAAGGCUGUGGAAAGUAUAGAGGACGAGGUCGUGUGGUGGCGCGACGUGAACGUGCGCGCGGCGAUCGCGUCGCAGGUGGGGUGCACCGCCGUCGUCUUGUGCGGGGCGGAGAUGACGCCGCUUUGGAUGGCGACGUCCGUCGCGAACGGCGGUUUGGGUUGGACUUCGCUGGAAAUCGGUGCGUUCGGCACCGUGAUGGGGUGCGUUAUUUUACUGUUUCAAGUGUUUCUGUUCACCAGACUCUGUCGCGCGUACGGCAUCGUGACGCUGUUGACGUACGCGUUGCUGGUGAACGCCGUGGCGUUUCCGCUGCAUCCGAUCGCGCACGUCGCGGCGAAAAAGUCCAAGGCGUGGACAUGGGUCGCCGUCGUUUGCCUCGGUCUCGCGCGUGGGAUGAGCGGUCCGAUCAUCAUGGGCGGGAGUUCGCUGAUUUUGAACAACGCCUCACCCAGGGACACGCUGGGCGCGGUGAAUGGCUUUAGCGGAACCUUUGGCAACGCCGCUCGAGGCGUGGCGCCUCUCAUCGGCGGUUCCUUGGUGGCGAUGAUGGUGGCGAUGAAACCGGGCACGCCCGGGCGAGAUGUUUGGCCUUUCGUGGUCAUAGGUUUAGGAUUCGUGUCGCUGACGGUAUUAAGUCGUCGACUUUCGCUCGAUCUGAACAAACCGCGACGGCCUCGGCGAACGUCGAGUCGAAGCGAUUUCAGCGCCCAGCCGUGA